AUGCGUACGCGCUCCAUACACCGAGAACAGAAUACUCGCCUGCAGGAUGACUCGAUGCUUCUCGAGGCGAAACGCGUGGUAUCUCGCUCCACCCAAGGCGGAGAUGGCGAGUACGGUGAGCGAUAUUCGAUGAAUCGAGCCCGAUCGCAUCAUGGUGAACCUGCCGAUGCGUUCGACGAGGCCAUCAAUCCUCUUCACGAAAAGACUGUUAUAUAUCAACCUCCCGAGAGCCCGAGCACCAAGCUUGCCGCUUUAGUGAAGAAUAUCCACCAAUCUAGCUUCGUUGUUCGCUAUCUGACCUACAUCGUGCCUAUGGCCUUGAUUCUCUUGAUCCCCCUGCUUGUCGGUGGACUCGAAUAUCCCAAUUCCAGCGUCGGUGGUGUUGAAUUGAUGUGGGAAAAUAAAUGGCGCGAUAUGGCGAAACAAUUGGAAGUUCAUUUCGCCCUUUUCCUCUGGUGGCUCGCCGUGGAGAUCUCGUUUCUACCCACCAUGAAAAAUCAUCAUGUGGACGGUGAAAAAACCACACGGAGUUGGGAGAAUACACUUAACAAGAUCAUUAUUGUCGUUUUGGUGUGGAAAAUUCUCAACUUGAUCGAGAAGUUCGUCAUUCAAGCAAUCGCUAUCAGCUUCCACCAGCGCACCUACGCCGACCGAAUCGAGACCAAUAAGUUUCAGAUCGGGAGCUUGGCCAAGCUUCUUCGCUUAUCGCAAACCCGGUUCGGGGAUGAGGAUGAGGCAUUUAAGAAUAAUUCGAACACACAGACCUUUGAUUACAUCAAAAGCCCCUUAAAGUAUGCCACUCAGGCCGGGGUCGCUGCUCAGCGCGCUGUAACAAAAGCUGGCAACAAAUUCAGUGAUAUAGCAGGCGGUGUGGUUGCCGAUUUCACCGGCAGGCAGCCAAAGAGUAGCAGUGACCCCUACCAAAUUAUCCUCAUGCUUCUCCGCUCUACCUCUGGGUGUCAAGGUUUAGCUCGUCGUCUUUAUCGCACCUUCGUGCGCGAUGGCUUCGAUAAGGUCUUCUCGAGUGAUCUUAAGGAGGCUUUUGACAAUCAUGAGGAGGCCGAGGCCGCUUUCUCUAUGUUCGAUCGGGACCUGAACGGAGAUAUCUCUAUGGAGGAGCUGGAAGCUGCUUGUGUGGAUAUUGGCCGAGAGCGCAAGUCCAUCACUGCGUCACUGAAAGGCCUCGAUUCGGUCAUUUCUAAGCUGGAUCAAGUCGUCAUGUUCUUCGUGUUUGUCAUUGUGCUUCUUGUAUUCCUCUCAUUGAUCUCAACUUCUGCUGCUGGUGUGCUCACCUCUGCUGGCUCCACUAUUUUGGGUCUGUCUUGGUUGUUUUCCACCACUGCCACCGAGUUCCUGCAGUCAAUUAUUUUCGUCUUCGUGAAGCACCCAUUCGAUGUUGGCGACCGCGUGACCAUUUACGGUAACUCUGGGGAUGUUCAAAUAAUGCAAGGCCAUGUGCUCCAGGCGCCAAACAGUUACUUAAAUGCGCUUUAUAUCCUGAAUCAGCGACGUUCAGGUGCGCUAGCGGAGGCCGUUCCCAUAGUCAUCAAAUACGGCACGAGUAUCGAGCAAAUUGAAGAACUUCGCCGGUGGUUACUUGAAUUUGUCCGAAGUGAGAAGCGCGACUUCCAGAGUGAUAUCGCAACCGAGCUCCGUGAGAUGACGGAAAACUUUUCGGUCACCCUAAAUAUCGUCUUCUUCUACAAGUCGAACUGGCAGAAUGAGGGCCUCCGCUUGCUGCGCCGUAAAAAAAUUAUCUGCAUGCUCAUGACUACACUCCAAGAGAUCGGCAUCGAGGGCCCUCGGAUGAACCUCCAGGGCUACAAACUCGACACGCCAUUCCACGUUCACUAUUCUGACUGGCCGACGAGGGAACUAACCAAACUCCAGACGACUCAAGAAAGCGCGAAAAUUCCGAUCGGCGAAUCAUCAGAGAGCGCUGUUAUCAGUACCGGUAGCGGUGCCCGCUCGGAUUCCAUCCUACGCCAGGGCAUGGACACUGCCGCUGCUCGAUCUCGCGGCCAACCGCAUUCACGAAAACAUGUCGAUUUUUCUCUGGGCAUGUCGGAUUUCAUUUCUAAUGAUAUCAUGGGCGACGUCUUCGACGACCGCAUCAACCACAUUGAUGAUGUUGUUCGUACCGCCAACCGCGAAAGUACCCAGCGCUGUACGCGAGACGUUGCUGAGGCCGAAGAAGAGUCUUGUGGUCGUGAUCCCUCCCGAAGGAGUUGUUCCCUGGAAAGCAGCAGUCUCUCGCAAGAUAGACGACCCUCAAUAGAAAUAGACGCCCUCAGCACAUGUAGUGGUACCCUCUCUACUCAAAAUAGUAUCUUCCGGCCUCGCAACAGUGCCAGCCACCGUUGGGGGGGACCUGGAAUCUGGUCGCAGUGUGUCACCUAUUCCAAAUACCGGUGA
This is a messenger RNA of Penicillium waksmanii, 2415 nucleotides long. RefSeq lists its product as uncharacterized. NCBI's taxonomy places the organism in Eukaryota, Fungi, Ascomycota, Eurotiomycetes, Eurotiales, Aspergillaceae. Gene Ontology annotation, molecular function: calcium ion binding; calcium channel activity. Gene Ontology annotation, biological process: calcium ion transmembrane transport; intracellular calcium ion homeostasis. The transcript is spliced from 3 exons. The coding region runs from base 1 to 2415 and encodes 804 amino acids. The record is from RefSeq and is a predicted model, not a curated record.